This is a messenger RNA of Rhizoctonia solani, 2664 nucleotides long. Its product is annotated as She9/mdm33 family containing protein. The transcript has 8 exons. The record is from RefSeq and is a predicted model, not a curated record. Bases 1 to 2664 code for a protein of 887 amino acids. NCBI's taxonomy places the organism in Eukaryota, Fungi, Basidiomycota, Agaricomycetes, Cantharellales, Ceratobasidiaceae.
AUGUACAAGCCCCCGGGACAAAAGCAAGAGCCGACAGAGCCGAUAUCGAUUUCAUGUCGAUUUGUGCCAACCGAUCAGUGGCUACGAACGCACGUCGAUCCGCAUUGGACGAUUUCCGAACUCAAGAGACACUUGCUUGCACGAUGCGUUGGGGGAGUGCCCCUCGUGCCUGGGUUGGGCCUUGGAACCCCUGGACCCCGGUUGCUUGUCCCUUCGCCAUCGGGUCAUAUUACAUUAUCCUCCCUCGUUAGACAGUCCAAUACUGCUCCAAUCAAAACUGGUGGCCGACCGAGCACUGCUCCCCAUGCACUCCUCGAUGACAAGCGCAAGCCACGUCUAUCACUCAAGGUUGUUCCUAGUCUGCCUCGGCCCGUCACGACUGGUCCUCCUCGUGCGGUCACCAUCCAUCCCCCCACACCAGGUAUACACGGAGUCCCAUCUACAGGCAUUCUUGGACAGCAGUCCGGCCCAUCCGUUUACUUUUCACCGCGGAACCCAGUAUCCUCUCCAGAGCUCUCUCCACCCAGCUUCACCCCUGGGCCAACACUCGACGAUGAAGCAUCCCCUCCGAGCCCGAAUAUCCAACUGGAGACCAUGUCCAUCUCAUCCCGCUCGACUGUCGCCCUGGAUACUCCCAGCCCCAGUCCCAUACCACCAGUCCCACCCUCCCGAGUCCCACCGUUGUUUACGCCCAGCUCGGAACAUUCCAUGUUAUUCUCCGAGUUCGCUUCCACCACGCCGUCGGCCACAGCCGCCCCUCCGUCACCCUAUGCCGUUCGACCGCCCACCAACAUACGCUCGCCCCCUCCGCCUUCGACAGCCCGUUCGCCCCCACUGUCGUCAUCUCUGACUUCGCGAUACGAAGCCUCACUAUCAAACCCCGAUUCCUCGAUUCUUGAAUCAGACAUGGCGCUCCGAGCCGGACCCGCCAUUGAAAAGCCCCAGCCCCCCGCCGCAAGCCCCGGCAUUUUCCCAUCGGCCCACGGAAUGACCUACCCGUAUGACAUCAUGGCUGCCCACGCGAUCGCCCGGAAACGAUCUGCAAGCAAGGAAAAAUAUAGUCUGGAGGAAGAGUUUCGGCUCGUCAGUUUUGCCCAAGGGUGUAUUCUCGAUGAACACUGCACCGUGGCCGAUUUGCGGAUUCGGCCUGGGGAAUUGUUCGAGAUCCAGAGGAAGAACGCGAUAGUUCAUUUGGGGAGAUCGACAUACACGCAGCCAUUCUUCGAGGCUCCGAUUUACGUUAUCAAACGCACUGUGUCCACCAGUAGCCAACAGCGCCCCCAAACGUCACACUCCCAGCAUCAUCACUACCAGCCUAGACCGCACCAACACCAUAUCCAGCCGGUGCGGGACUACUCGUCCAGCCACCGAGCGCCACCCGUCCCAUCCAUCCAGACGGCCGAUUCCGGGUUCACCCCUCUGCUCUUACCGACCUCGCCGAUCGAGUCCAUUUCGACCGGCAGCUCGAGCACGCGCGUGCGCUCCCGAACUGUUACCGCGCGGGACCGCGACCCGUAUGACGCGCUGGACGCAGAUUUGGAGGACGGACACGAGUAUCCCGAAUUCGACAUGAGUGGGUUGGAUGGCGUCGGAGGUGGCACGCCCUUGCCGACGGGUGGAAGCGGGGGUGCGUCUGGUGGGGUGAUGGCGAAACAGAACCAACCGAUGCUCGUUUGGCCGCUUUCGACGCUCUUGUCUGCUCAGCAGUUGCCUGCGGUGCCUCAUAUUGGUUCCCUCCCACGGAACUACAUCAAAAUACAUUUUACUGGACCGUCGCGUAAAGACCGUGGGGAGCGAGACGGAGGAAUAGGAAUCAGGAUGAUGGACGGUGCAGUCCAUGUCCACCUCCUUCGAGUCCUUCUCCGCGUAAUCAAUAACCCAGGAUCACACGGAUGGCUUCCUACCGACACGCCCAUUAUAGCUCCAGCACCCCUAUCAUCGCAGUACCCCGAAUGGCGCCAAUACAUUAUUCAACGCGCAUGGCUAGCUGGGCGAGGCGCGUCGAUCAUGCGCGGGUCCGCCGUCACCGGACCAUGGAUGCGCCCUCCAUGGGUAGCCUGGACCGACAAGGAAGCCGAAAGCUUCACCAAACUGCCCACGAGUGACUCUGAAGACGACUCUGAAGACGACUACGAGGACCAAGCGCUUUUGUUCCAGACUCGCGACUCGGACUCGGAAAUCGAGUGGGACACCGAACCCUGGCGCGCCUGGGAAUCCGAAAAUGUGUUUGGAAACUGGAACGCCGAGAAGUCGGUCCCUUGCCACACCGCCAGCCCAGCAACCCCAACAACCACAACAACAAUCACAGCAUCAGCAAGGUACACAUCCGGCUCAAGAGACGAUGCUUUCGCCCGUUUCGACGUCUCUGAGCUUUCAGCUACGACUUCGCCGAAUACGAGGCGCGCGAGGUCGUCCACGAUCGCUGGGCCCGACUCUCCCGGGAACUCGGGAUCUCCCCAGGCGUGGGCUCGGACUGGGGCCGGAAUCGAGACUGUGCUUAGGACCCCGGCUUCGAGCGAGACGAUGAGCACUGUCGGUAGUCGGCGCCCGUCGAACCAGACUCGGCGUUCCUGGCGAGAGACGGGGUUCGGCGACGAGUCUGGAGAUGCAGAGGGCGAUGCCGAGUCGGAGGGCCGUGACGACUCCUGGUCAAGUCAACUCUAG